Messenger RNA from Meira miltonrushii, 1107 nucleotides. Its product is annotated as triosephosphate isomerase. The coding region runs from base 230 to 979 and encodes 249 amino acids. Lineage: Eukaryota; Fungi; Basidiomycota; Exobasidiomycetes; Exobasidiales; Brachybasidiaceae. The record is from RefSeq and is a predicted model, not a curated record. Gene Ontology annotation, molecular function: triose-phosphate isomerase activity. Gene Ontology annotation, biological process: glycerol catabolic process; gluconeogenesis; glyceraldehyde-3-phosphate biosynthetic process. Gene Ontology annotation, cellular component: cytosol. The transcript has 3 exons.
GCUAUUUAUCGGUUGGGAAUGAUGAUGCGAAUCGGCGAAAUUUUGUUUGUCUUCUUUCAACAUUGCGAGCAUUUUCCCUCUGCUCCUGUGCAGUGAAAUUGUAUAAAAUGAGCCGUGCGCCGCCGCGUUAGACUUUCUUCCUGACGUGCCCGACCAAUAAGCGCGCAAUUAAGACCAAGAAGAAGUCCACCAUCCUCACCAUCACAUCUCAUCACAUUAAUCAUUCAAAAUGGCUCGUAAAUUCUUCGUUGGUGGUAAUUGGAAAAUGAACGGUACGCUUGAUAGCGGAAAGAAGCUGGUUGCAGCUUUGCAAGAAGCCAAACUUGAUCCAAACACAGAAGUUGUCGUUGCACCACCUGCUCUUCAUCUUUUGUUCGUAAAGGAAUUAUUGGCAAAAGAUUCAAAGAUCGAAGUUUCAGGUCAGAAUGCAUACCAUAAAGUUUCAGGUGCAUUCACAGGUGAAGUUUCCGUUUCGCAAUUACAAGAUGCAGGUGUUCCAUGGGUCAUCCUUGGUCACUCUGAACGCAGAACAAUCUUCAAAGAAACCGAUCAGGAUAUCGCCGAAAAGACAAAAGCCGCCCUUGACCAUAACUUAAAGGUUAUCGUUUGUGUUGGUGAAACUUUGGAAGAACGUGAAGCAAACAAGAGUAUCGAUGUCGUUGUUCGUCAAUUGAACGCUGCCGCUCCAUCCGUUGCUGACUGGAACAAGGUCGUAGUUGCUUACGAGCCUGUCUGGGCUAUCGGUACCGGAAAGGUGGCUACUGCUGAACAAGCACAAGAAGUUCAUGCUGCUAUCCGUAAAUGGGCUGCCGAAAAGGUGUCCAAGGAAGUGUCUGAUUCUUUGCGUAUCAUCUACGGUGGAAGUGUCGCCGCAAAGAAUUGCCGCGAAUUGGCUCAACAACCUGACAUUGACGGUUUCCUCGUCGGUGGUGCAAGUUUGAAGCCAGAAUUUGCUGAUAUCUGCAAUGCUCGUCUUUAACUUAAAUGUAAACAAAUCUUUGACUCCAAAAUAAAUCCUGUGGAUACACGAAUCUACAGUGACACAAUUGAAUAAUACACAUUCUUUCGAGGUAUGGGAAAAACAUUAUCUAACACAAAUGAGGUAGA